AUGAUGGACCGCAUGCCACAAGAGCUGCUUCUUCUCAUCGGAAAGCAUAUCCAGGGAAGCUCUGACUCGCAAAAUACCCUAUACUCACUGACUCUGUGCUGCCGGCAUUUCCAUGAUGUAUUCCAACCUAUGAUCUACCAUUCUCUUUCGAUUUCUUCUUUCUCCGUCGGAUUUGCUCGCUUGAUUAUGCGACUAUGGCGACGACCAGAUCUUGCCAGUCAAGUUCGACGAUUGGAAAUGUGCUGGUCAGAUUGUUCAGAUUGCGACCAGGAUUCAGCAGAUAAAUUAAGCGAGGACCCCGAGGUCGUACGUUUCAUUGAGGAAGCAUUGAAUGAGAUAUUCACCCCAGAGGAAGAGGACACGAGGUCUAUCUGGGAACAGCAUCUCGAUACUGAGUUCCUUUGCGCUGAAGCAUGGCUGGGACUGUUGCUUGUCCGGGCGAAUCAGCUCCAAACAAUCGAGUUCGGGCAUGAACAUUCUGAGCUGAUGUCGAAUAUUCUACACAAAGCCGCAAACCGACAAUAUCCUUUUCACAGAGCUCCGCCAUUUCCAUACUUGGAAGAGGUCCAAGCGUGCGUUGCGUGGGGAGCGGCAUGGAUUGACUCGGGUUUUCUCACGCCUUUCUUCUACUUUCCCGCUAUUCGCACAAUCUAUGGAUCUGCCAUUGGUGAGAGGCGAGAUGACGAAAACAUGACGCUUGACAAGAGCUAUAUCUCGUCCCCGGUUCGGGAAAUAAUCGUCGAUGAAGCCUACUGGUGUCGGGGUAUGUUGGAUUGGCUUAUGGUUUGCACGAAGCUCGAGCAUGUUUCCAUCAAUAUCGAGGUACAAGCAGAUGAAUAUGAGAUAUCAGACCAUGAAAAGUUCGAUGCAUCGCUAUUUCGCACGAUGCUUCUUCCUUCCGCCAAGACUCUCAAGACUCUUCGUGUCUGUUAUGGUGAAUGGUACAGAGAUAAAUUGGAAGAGCACGAUGCCGAUGAUGCUCCUUUCGGAACAUUCAGAGACUUUGUUGUCAUGGAAGAUAUUUCGGUCCGGCAUUCUCAUUUGAUCGGCCGUAUCAGUCCUGACUCCACUGAUCAUUGGGAUACAAAGCCGCUUGUUGACAUACUACCCUUUACUCUCCAACGGUUCGAAAUUAUAGACCUGAUGGAGAGUCAUCAAUUACAGUUGUUGUCACAGCUUUCGGAGCUAGUGCGCCGGGGCUGUUGUCAGAAUCUUGAACGGGUAGAGUUCCAUCUUGAUUUGGAGGAUUCAGAUGCACCUAUCGAUGCACUGAAUAGCCUCAAAUUGGAAUGCGAUGCCAGGGGUAUUGACUUGGAGGUUAAAGCACAGGAAGACUCUUAG
Penicillium waksmanii is the source of this 1341-nucleotide messenger RNA. RefSeq lists its product as uncharacterized. NCBI's taxonomy places the organism in Eukaryota, Fungi, Ascomycota, Eurotiomycetes, Eurotiales, Aspergillaceae. The record is from RefSeq and is a predicted model, not a curated record. The transcript has a single exon. The coding region runs from base 1 to 1341 and encodes 446 amino acids.